This is a messenger RNA of Racocetra persica, 556 nucleotides long. The record is from the annotation of a GenBank genome assembly. NCBI's taxonomy places the organism in Eukaryota, Fungi, Glomeromycota, Glomeromycetes, Diversisporales, Gigasporaceae.
AUGCAUGGCGAAGCACCAGAUGUUAUUCGUUUGAGUAUACACUUACCUAACCAGUAUUUGGUAACAUUUUUUGAAGAUGAAUCAUUAAAAUAUAUUGUUCACAGAUCAAUUAAUCAGCAAACUAUGUUGACUGCAUGGUUUCAAGUCAAUCGGAACCCUUCUCUUGCAGAUUUUGCAAAAGAAUAUACUUAUGCACAAUUUUCACGUAUGUUUGUUUUUGAUAAAUGGUCAAAGAAAUCGAAAUUAUAUAAAUGUUUAGAUGCUAUUGAUCCACAAUUAUUCAAACAUCUUCGUACUGUAAAUAGAGUCGAAUAUCCAACAUUCAAAGAUGCAUACCAGGAUCACUGUCUUGCCGAAGCUGCAAACUUAAAAACUAGACAGCAACUACAUCUUUUAUUUGCCACAAUUUUGCAAACGUGGAAUCUGAAUCUUCAAUUGACUGAUGAGGAUAUUGAGAAUCAUUGUUUGAUGCUAUUAAACAACAUUCUAAUUCAACAAGAAAAAACUCUAAAAGAUUUUCUGAAUAUGCCAGUUUCUACAGAAGUUAACGAUAUUA